AUGACGGAAGAUUGCAGCUACUGCAGUUGCAGCAUGAUGACGGCGGGCGACAGUUACUGCAGUUGCGAUCGAUCGAUUGUUUACGUGCUCGAUUUGGCGACUCCACGAUUCGACAUCGAUGUCCGACCACCACCGCCGACGGACGGCGGAGGACUGUCGUCGAAGAGGUCAAGUCGUGCGUACAGAUCGAUGAUGAUCGCGAUCGGAGAAACGGACGUGGUCGCCAAUUUCGCGGUUCGGAAACGAUUUACGGGCAGCGCGGAAGCGUUGCAUCGUUCGCUGGCGGACCGUCACUGCGGGCAAACCCCCCCAGCCCCGCAGGAGCAGAAUAGCCCCAAUGAGGUAGUUUCGUCGGCCGACCGAGACUCCUUCAGCGGUACCGAUGGUCCCGACUUGCAGGCGACCGACCCGCAAGUUCCCGACUUGCAGGCGACCGAUCCGCAAGCUCCACACCUUCGUCCUACCGAGUUUCAGAUUAACGACCAGCUGCAAAAGUACAACUUUUGCGCAACCUACGACCCACACGUUACUAACUACUACGCUAACGACUUCUUCGCGGUCAUCACGCCGAAUGCUAGUGACGACUUUGACGCGGUGGACUUGACAGGAGACGACUACUACCGCCAGAGAUCCGUUGACUUUGGUGGCUGGGAAGAACGUGCGCCUGCUGACUCGGCGCAGGCUCGAUCUCUGGAAAACGGGACGCGGGGGACCAGGGUGCAGGCUGCAGGAGAUGCCCAGAAGGAGAAAGGUUCGGUAUGGACCAGGUUCAAAAAGUACAUAAGUCGCGGACUGUGCUGUCAACAACAUUAG
Molecule: messenger RNA, 813 nt
Organism: Macrosiphum euphorbiae (potato aphid)
Lineage: Eukaryota; Metazoa; Arthropoda; Insecta; Hemiptera; Aphididae
Source: the annotation of a GenBank genome assembly